GGGCUUAUUAUGCCCAAAAAGUUGCCACAGAAAAAUCUUGUUUCAAAGAAGCUCUCAGUGUUUGCAGAGGAGUCAGAUGAAGAGCCAACUGUUGGGGAAAGUCUUCAAAAAGAAGCAUUGAAAAAGCAAGCUAUGAAACAGACUAAAUUGGAGAUUCAGAAGGCUUUAGAGGAAGAUGCUACAGUAUAUGAAUAUGACAGUAUUUAUGAUGAAAUGCAGCAGAAGAAAAAAGAAAGCAGUGCCAAAUUGUUAGCUGGAAAUGAUGACAAAAAGCCCAGAUACAUCCAUAAUAUCCUCAAAGCAGCUGAGAUUAGAAAGAAGGAACAAGAAAGACGAAUGGAAAGAAAAAUUCAGAAAGAGCGUGAAAUGGAAGGAGGAGAGUUUGCAGAUAAAGAAGCUUUUGUGACUUCAGCCUAUAAGAAGAAGCUGCAAGAAAGAGCUGAGGAGGAAGAGAGAGAAAGAAGAGAAUCGGCUCUCGAGGCAUACCUGGAUGUGACCAAACAGAGGGAUCUCAGUGGAUUCUACAGACACCUUUUAAACCAGCGUGUGGGGGAAGAAGAGAUGCCUAAAUGCAGCUUCCGUGAAGCCAGGAUAAAGGAAGAAAAACCCAACACUCAGGAUGGACCCAAUGAAGGGAACAAAUGCCCAUUGGAAAGACAAAGAGUGAAGACCUUUAAGAAAGAAAAUAAUCCAGAUGCUGAUACUGACCUAGGAACUGAUAGUAGUGAUGAUGACAAGAGACACAAGCAUAGUAAAGUAAAUUUGAAAAAGAAAAAUAGAAGGGAGAACUCUGUGAGCAGUGAAGAGGAGGUUAAACAUCACAAAAGCCAGAGGCAUUCCAGGUCACCAAGCUCAUCCAGUGUGGAGGAAGGGCCACACACCAAAGUUCAAACAGGUCACCAGAGGGGAGAGAGCAGGCCAGGCAGAAGGGGAAAUGAUGAACAGUACAGGGAAAAGGAUUAUGAGAGAAGUAGGACCCAUGAAAUAGAGCACCAGAGGGAAAGGGAAGAGCGACACAGGCACGGGGAUCACAGUAAUAGAGAUCACUACAGGAGGAGGGAAGAUCAAGAUGAUAAACAAAGGGAGAAGGAAAGAAAAGAGAGGGAGGGACAUGGCAGAGAAUGGAGGAGGGCAAAGGAGAGAGAGAAGGGCUCAGAAAAGGAACGAGAAAAAGAAAGAACAAGAAAUGAUAAAGACAGAUAUAAUGACAGAGAGAAGGAGAGAGGAGAGAAAUACAGAGAAAGGGAAGAUCAUGCAAAGGAGAGGAGAGAGAAAUAUGGCAAUGAUGAAAAGAAAUACAGAGAGAGGAGGGAAAGUAUUCCUACAUCUUUAGAAAGAGAUGGAGAUGGUGAUCUGGGAAAAGAGAGAAGGGGAAAAGACAGAGAGGUGGACGAGAAAGGAAGCUCCAGCUCUGAAAUGUCUGAGCAGAAACGUAAAGCUGGAGAAGGAGAGAAAGAUGAGAAAGAGCAAGCACAGAAAGCACCUGAGAACCUGAGCAAAUUUGCCAAAAGGAGCAAUGAGGAGACAGUGAUGUCAGCACGGGACCGGUACCUGGCCCGGCAGAUGGCCCGAGUCAGCACCAAACCUUACAUCGAGAAGGAGGAGGAUUGAUGGCCCUGGGCUGGGCACAAGCACCUGGGCUGGCAGCCAAGAGGAAAGGCCACUGCUCUGCAGGUCAUCCUUCCUAUUUAUUCCUGGCUUUCCUUUGAAAAGUUGUGUGUCCCUUAAGGGAACUUUUGGGAUGGAUCAAUGGGUCUCUUUGACACACACCCUUAGUCUGUCUGUACAGUUGAAAUGUUAACUGUGGCUGACUGUCCUCCCUGCCCUUCAGUACCAUGUCCUUGGUACAUGGACAUUUUGGACAGACCUGGGAGUGUUGAACAAUAUAAGGUGAGAAUGCAUCCCCCUGCUCCUUUCAGCAGCCAAAACUCUGCUGAAACAAAGAUGUUCUCAGCCCUUAGGAUGACUCAUUCCCCAUGGCUGCUCUCAAAAAUGGGAAGCAAACCUGUAAAAGUGGGUGAAAAAGCAAGAAAACCAACCUGAAUAAUGAUCUUGGAGGUUUCUGUAUGUAGAGUGGAGUUUUGUAAGAUAUAUGCAUAUUGAGAUAUGAAUUUUAUAUUAUGUGUGGGUUUUGAUCUGGGGACUUGAUGUACAGAAACAGUCAAUAAAGAUACAUAUUGGAUCAGA
Molecule: messenger RNA, 2187 nt
Organism: Cyanistes caeruleus (blue tit)
Lineage: Eukaryota; Metazoa; Chordata; Aves; Passeriformes; Paridae
Source: RefSeq, a predicted model, not a curated record